UAUUAAGUCACAGUUACAUUAAUGAUUAACGCGAAGUUUUUGAUUUCCCUAUUUUAAUAAUAAACUAUUAAAGUAUUAAGUCAAGUAUAUUACAUAUAUCAUAUAAUUAAGCAAAGAGUUCUUAAUUCUGGAAAGCUGUUAGUAAUCGGUUUAUUAAUUAACGAGUAUAAGUUAAUAAUGUUAGUCAUUGUUCAAUAAGCAACUAUUAACGAAACUUUUGCGCAGUUUAGUUUAUUAAUAUAAAUUACAACGCAAUGACAACGCUAAAUUCAAUGUUUAGAAUUGUAUUAAUAUGUUUCUCGAUUAUUUCGACUAUUAUUGGUGCUCAAGAUGUCUGCGUCAAAAAGGGGCCUUGCACUUGCGAGUAUUCCAAUGGGACCGGCAUAGAUUUGUCACCUGCGGUUAAGGCCACAUUUUACACCACUCAAACAUAUGAGUUAAGGAUGGCUGGUGCUGAGUACGCUCUUACUACAUAUUUCUUCCAUCCUUGCUUCGAUGUUACGCCAAGUGUAAACAGCACAAACCCCGGUGGUUGCAACAGCCCAUUAUCGUUAUGUAGGCAAACAACUCACUUCAACUAUAACGCAACAAUACAAGGUUUUUUAUCUGAUGGUGGCCUCUAUGAAAAAAUGGGAGAUACAAAUGGAUCAACCUUUAGUGCUGAUGGAAAAUCUAUUAUUUACUCAAAUAUUCCAUCAUCUACUAUAGUAAUGUUGGUGUGUGCUCAAUCAGAAGGGGAACUUAAUGUGUUUUCUCUUAUGGAUCCUAACAAAAUUGCACUAGCAUUCUAUUCAAGACACGCGUGUCUGAAAGUGAUUGAAGAAUCUGGAAGGUCUCUCGGUUCUACACUUCUUAUUGUCUUCUUCUCUUGUGUGAUUUUCUAUCUGGUCCUAGGAAUUUGUACUAAGAAAUUCCUGAUGGGAGCGACUGGAUUAGAAAUCAUACCAAAUCUAGCUUUUUGGAGUGAUCUACCUAAUCUUGUCAGAGAUGGCUGGGCAUUUGCUAUCAAUGGAUUCAAGCUGCCGACCAGUUCUGGUCCUGUGACGUCACCGGACCCUAACAGCUAUGAUAGCAUAUAACAGCAGGAUCUUCAAGGACUUCAGCUCCUCAUACAGUAAAGAACUUCUCAGAAUUGUGCUAUCUACGAAUAUUCGUUUAUUUUGGACCACUUUUGUAGCUCUGUUCUAGACUAAAGGUUUGAUUCAAUUUGGGUUUGUGGUUAUUUUUUUAAAGUCCCCAUUAGGGGGACAGAUAUUAUUUUGUUUGUAAAGAUUGGGUUUUCGUAGAUAGCACUCGAGUUUUCUAAAGACAAGUCUACAUACUUCUAAAUAUACUUGGGAGUUUAAAAGUCGAUUUAAUAUAAGAAUACGAUUCUAUAAGAUAUUUUGAAAUUCAAAAAUUC
Pieris napi is the source of this 1402-nucleotide messenger RNA. RefSeq lists its product as uncharacterized. The coding region runs from base 255 to 1079 and encodes 274 amino acids. Gene Ontology annotation, cellular component: trans-Golgi network. The transcript is spliced from 5 exons. The record is from RefSeq and is a predicted model, not a curated record. Lineage: Eukaryota; Metazoa; Arthropoda; Insecta; Lepidoptera; Pieridae.